This is a messenger RNA of Pararge aegeria (speckled wood butterfly), 2290 nucleotides long. RefSeq names its product fatty acyl-CoA reductase 1-like. The record is from RefSeq and is a predicted model, not a curated record. Gene Ontology annotation, biological process: long-chain fatty-acyl-CoA metabolic process. Lineage: Eukaryota; Metazoa; Arthropoda; Insecta; Lepidoptera; Nymphalidae. Gene Ontology annotation, cellular component: peroxisome. Gene Ontology annotation, molecular function: alcohol-forming very long-chain fatty acyl-CoA reductase (NADP+) activity. The transcript has 14 exons. Bases 61 to 1599 code for a protein of 512 amino acids.
UUAACAUAAUCUUGUGUGGAACCCCCGUGUUGCUUUCUGUGUUACUGACUAUCCCAAAAAAUGACGUUCCUAGAAGACAGAGAUUUGGAAGAUGUCCCGACGAUACCAGAGUAUUAUAGAGGAAAGACAAUAUUCAUGACUGGUGGCACAGGUUUUAUGGGAAAGGUUUUGCUAGAAAAGCUCCUCUACUCGUGCACAGAUCUAGACAGAAUCUAUUUAUUAAUGAGACCUAAGAAAGGAGUGAACCCUGAAAAUAGAUUGGCUGCAUUGUAUAACCUUCCAUGUUAUGACCGGCUCCGCAACGAGAGACCAGGAGCUUUCGAGUCAAAAGUGUUCUUCGUUGCAGGAGACUGUAGUGAAUUAGGACUAGGUUUAUCAGACGAAGAUCGAACACUGAUUGUAAAUCGCACUAACAUUAUCUUCCACGUUGCUGCAAGCGUAAGGUUCGAUGAUCCAUUAAUAGUGUCAACAAAACUGAAUCUACGAGGCACGCGCGAAAUUAUAGAACUAGCUAAAGACACGCGAAAUUUAGAGUGUUUGGUCCACGUAUCGACCACGUAUUCUAAUACUAACCGAGAUCCUAUAGAAGAGAUACUGUACCCUCCUCUAGCGGACUGGAGAGAGACGCUGGAGAUUUGCGAGAAGAUUGAUGACCGCACUGUAAAUAUUUUAACAUCUAAAUAUCUUGGUGAGAUGCCUAACACGUACGUGUUCACUAAACAGUUAGCGGAACACGUUGUUUAUGAACAGAAAGGAAAACUGCCUAUUGUCAUCAUAAGGCCAUCCGUAGUAAUAUCAAGCUACAAAGAACCAACGCCUGGAUGGAUUGACAAUUUUAAUGGACCAGUGGGUAUUCUUGUUGCCAGUGGAAAAGGUAUUCUUCGUACUCUGUAUGCAAACCCUGAGGUAACUGCUGAUUAUAUACCAGUGGACGUGGCAAUUAGGGGGUUAAUAGCUGCAUCGUGGAUUCGAGGGACGAAGAAACUCGAACCGUUGGACGAUAUACCUGUCUACCACUGCUGUGCCAGCUCACUGAACCAAAUAUCUGUGGAUGAAAUAUUUAAUAUUGGCCACAAAAUUAUCGCCACUUAUCCACUGGAUGGCACGAUUAUGAUAGCUGGUGGCUCAAUAUCUUAUUCCAAAUUUAUACAUUUCACUAAGGUAUUACUGCUACAUGUUCUACCAGCCCUUUUAAUCGACUCUUUAUUGUGGUUAUGUGGUAAGAAAACAAUGGUUCUUAAGAUCCAACGCCGGAUAUAUUCAGCGAACUGUGCAUUAGCGUACUACCUCACGCAACAGUGGUCAUUCUCCAACAAAAACUUCAUAAACCUCCGGUCCAAGCUUUUGAAAGAGGAUGAGGAACAGUUCUACUAUGAAGUUGAAGAUAUUGAUAGAUUUAAUUUCUAUACAAACUCCUGCAUUGGCGCUAGAAGAUAUUUAUUAAAAGAAAAAGACGAGGAUCUGCCUGCAGCCAGGGUUCUUUACAAAAGAGUCGCGUUUUUUGACAAAGUGGUCAAAUGUUUGUUCUACGCCUGCUUACUUUGGUGGGUCUUACGCAGUGACUUUGUCCAAAGUCUUAUCGAUAAUGUAUCAUCAUAAUAUGUCUCAUGAUUAUACUUUACAGAGAGACAUAGUGAAACAACUAUUUUUUUAUUUGGUUUUACUUAACGUUAUUUAUUAAGCAGAUGGUUGAAAUCCAUUGCCUUGUUUAUAGGCAAUGGAUGCCUGGAUGGAUGCCCUGCGAAGUUUGGCUCUGUUUAUACAGAGCCACAGUUCGCAGGGCAUGCCAGGAACACAUCUUGCAAUUUGCUGCCCUGUGUACAUCAACCUUGGGCGUAGGUAUUAAGCCUCAUUUUCCUGUAACUACACCGGCACCUACGCUCCUCAAUACGCAUUGCAGCAAUGCUGUUUUGCAGUAGAAAUAAGCUAUGCGGUAGCACUUCCCCGGACGAGUUCAGUCACAAAAAAAAUUACUACUAAACUAUUGCAGGCCAACAAAUGGCUGAGGUGUGAGGACUGCGGAGUCUCCCAGUUGCUCACAACGCCUGCGGUAGGCUGGCUUGGCAUUGCUUGCGUGCCGGUACUCCCAAUGAGUAUACAAAGAGGUUGAAUCACUGCAUACUCAUUACUCAACUAUUUAUAGUGAAUAUACCACUUAUGUACAGAGUGAGUUUGACGGUAUAAUUUUGCAGCUAUUCUUAUAUACUUUAAUUAUGUAUUAAAAAAGGCAUUCAAGGAAUCUUGAAAAAAGCAUCUUAUACUGCGCGAUUGCUAUAACUGCCAAACUCGA